GAUUCCUCCUUCGAACGCUCAACACAAAUCAACAUCAACAUCGAGUUUUCUGUACCAAGAUGAACGCGUUCGAGGCAAUGAAAGCGGGCGCAAGCUCUCGGAAAAUGGCGGAGGCACCCUCUAAUCCUACUGUCUUACCAUCCGCCUUACCAUGGGUCGAAAAAUAUCGACCUAAGAACAUCGAAAGCGUAGAGGGUCAAGAUGCGACGACGCGUGUGUUGGCCAAAACCUUGCAUCGAGCUGAUUUACCACACAUGCUAUUUUACGGUCCACCUGGGACCGGUAAGACUUCCACCAUAUUGGCACUCGCGCGCGAACUUUUCGGACCUGAAUUGAUGAAAUCGCGUGUCCUGGAAUUAAAUGCUUCUGACGAGCGGGGAAUUUCAGUCGUAAGAGAUAAGAUUAAGAGUUUUGCUAAGGUUUCAAUCAGCCCGGCCACAAACGCUUAUCCAUGUCCGCCUUUCAAAAUCAUCAUUCUUGACGAGGCAGACUCAAUGACUCAGGAUGCACAGUCAGCUCUCCGACGUAUCAUGGAGAAUUACUCGAAGAUCACUCGGUUCUGUCUCAUUUGUAACUAUGUAACACGAAUCAUUGAGCCAAUUGUAUCGAGAUGUAGCAAGUUUCGAUUCACCCCUUUAUCUUCUACAGAUACCCUAUCGAGGUUAAACGAGAUCUGCAGGUUGGAAAAUGUGAAAGUCGCGGAGCCCGUAUUGGCAUCACUCAUCAAAGUCUCUGAUGGUGAUUUGCGACGAUCAAUUACCUUCCUUCAGUCGGCAUCCAAAUUAAGGAAUGGAAGCUCUGCAGAUGAUGAAGCGGGUGAGAUUACUCAGGAAGAUGUGGAAGAGAUAGGAGGCGUCAUUCCGGAUACUGAGAUCCGCAAGCUCAUGAAGACAAUGGGAAUAGACGUUGAGGCUGAUGGUGAUGUGACAAUGGCUGAUGGAAAUACUCGGGGCAAGACACGACAGACGCCAUUUGAAAAAAUUGCUGAAGCAGUGGAGCUGCUCAUGCGUCAAGGAUAUAGCUCAGUACAGCUAAUAAGCCAAUUGCAUGAUUUAAUACUGCUGGAUACACUCAUCCCACCCCGAUGUAAGACUAUGAUUUCCAUCGCUCUUGGUGAAACGGAUAAGCGACUAAAUGACGGAGCUGAAGAAGAGCUGCAAGUACUAUCUCUAUGUCUGAAAAUCUGGAAAGCAAUGCAGUCGUCAUGAUUUGAGUGGAAACGAUUCUAGUGCUAUCUUGUACCGGAAGUACUAGUCCCUUCCACACCAAUAUUAAAGGAAAUAGCAGCCAGCUGGUAGCAAGUGUAUGACUUGGGGCUCUGAC
Melampsora larici-populina 98AG31 is the source of this 1323-nucleotide messenger RNA. RefSeq lists its product as uncharacterized. The record is from RefSeq and is a predicted model, not a curated record. Gene Ontology annotation, molecular function: DNA binding; ATP binding; DNA clamp loader activity. Gene Ontology annotation, biological process: DNA-templated DNA replication; DNA repair. Bases 60 to 1208 code for a protein of 382 amino acids. Lineage: Eukaryota; Fungi; Basidiomycota; Pucciniomycetes; Pucciniales; Melampsoraceae. Gene Ontology annotation, cellular component: nucleus; DNA replication factor C complex. The transcript has 6 exons.